Cladophialophora yegresii CBS 114405 is the source of this 1263-nucleotide messenger RNA. RefSeq lists its product as uncharacterized. The transcript has a single exon. The coding region runs from base 1 to 1263 and encodes 420 amino acids. NCBI's taxonomy places the organism in Eukaryota, Fungi, Ascomycota, Eurotiomycetes, Chaetothyriales, Herpotrichiellaceae. The record is from RefSeq and is a predicted model, not a curated record.
AUGGGCUCAACGAACUUCGAGGUAUCUGCCAUCCGGGCUCAGUUUCCGGCCUUGGAUCAGAAACAGGUGUUCAUGGACAACGCCGGAGGCUCCCAGGUACUUCAAUCGGUCAUCACCUCGAUAUCCGACUACCUGUCCCGUACAAAUGUGCAACUUGGCGCUUCCUACCCAGUCUCCCAGGUUUCGACCCAAAAAUUCAACGACGGUCACGUCGCAGGCGCGAAGUAUAUCAAUGCGUCGCCCAGGGAAGUCGUCUUUGGUCCGUCGACGACUCAGCUAUUCCGCAAUCUGUCCGUGGCGUUGAAGGUGGAGCCAGGCUCAGAGAUCAUCCUCUCGAACCUCGACCAUGAAGCAAACCUUGCGCCUUGGGUCCAACUAGCAGAAUGGAAGGGCCUUACCGUGAAGUGGUGGAUUCCCAGCAAGAACACGAAUUCAAAUCCCAAGCUAGAGACUGAAGAUCUGAAGCAGCUGCUCACGGAUAAGACACGGCUGGUUUGCUGCACGCAUACGAGCAACAUCCUGGGCACCGUCACAGAUGUCGCGGCGCUCGCAAAGGUUAUUCAUGAAACGAACCCGAACACAUUGUUUUGUGUCGAUGCCGUGGCAUAUGCACCGCAUGCGGCAAUUGACGUCAAGGCACUGGGAGUGGAUUUCUAUUCCUUCUCGUGGUACAAAGUGUAUGGACCGCAUGUUUCGAUGCUGUACGCGAGCGAGAAGGCACAGAACGAACUUCAAAGCCUGGGCCACUAUUUCAAGACAAGGAAUACGUUGGAGGAGAUGCUGGGGCUGGCGGCGGGCAAUUAUGAGUGCGUACAAUCGAUUCCAAACGUCGUCGAGUACAUUCAACAAGUUGGCUGGGACGGCAUCGCCGCUCAAGAGGUGAGGAUCCAGGAGAUAUUGCUCUCGUAUCUGCGCUCGAAGGCCGACAUCAUCAAAAUAUACGGUGAGCCUUCUUCGGACAGGAAGCUGCGCGUGCCGGUGAUCAGCUUCCGAGUCAAAGGCCAGAGCUCGCUGGGGGUGAUUGAUGCGAUCGAGGCGACGUCGGAUUUUGGCUGUCGAAGUGGCCACUUUUACAGCAAGAGGCUGAUCGAGAAUGUGCUCGGGAUUCCUGAUGGAGAUGACGGCGUGGUCAGAUGUUCUUUGCUGCACUAUAACACAGUUGAGGAAGUAGAGGGGUUGGUGAAGGUGCUUGAUGAUGUUAUCAAACAAGGAGCGGGAAAGGAUGUGAAGGAUGCGGAGAGGAAACACGUCGCUGAUUGGUGA